CACUUCUCAAACAAGUGUCGGUUCGAAGUCUUCCAACCUUCAGUUCACGGAGGUUUUCUGAACUGGAAGGGAGUCUCGCUUCUCACUUCCAGCUCACGAUUUUUUUCCCAGGCUCCUCGUUGCUAGUGCCAUGGCGCAGGCUACCGUGCUCUUGACCCUCCUGCUUGUCCUCGUCUGCUUCUACCAUGCUGAGGGCAAGGUGGUGGUGGUGGGCGGAUGGAAGAAGGCGAGUCCGUGGCAGUACAACGUCAUCAACUGGAAGCAAAAAAUCGUCCGCGCUGGAGACGUCCUCGUGUUCCGGUGGAGGUUCCUUCCCCAUGACGUGUGGAUCAUGAACACCAAGGAUGCCUACACCAACUGCGACUUCUCCGCUGCCACCAAGAAGACCGGCAUCACUGUGGUUGGCACGUACAGGUACAAAGUGCCAACUUCAGCAGCAGGAACUACGAUGUACUUUGGCUGUAGUGUACCAGGCCAUUGCACUACAGGGAAGAUGAAAGUUGCUAUUAAAAUCAGUGCUUAACUGAAUACGUCUCCUUGCUCGCAUCACAGCCUAGCAGUGCGAGUGUCUGCUGAUGUUCGCAGCACGAUGCUAGUCAUGAUGCUAGAAUGCUAGAUAUGCUAGUUUGUAGUCAAACUCUUCAAAAAGUCUCAUCUUGAAGGUGUUUCAAAACAUGUACCGUAUCAUAUUUCUAUUUUAACCCGUCGUAACAGGAUGACUGAUUCCGCUACCAGGUCAAGCCCCCCAGCAACACCUACCAUAGGCAGAAUGUCGGCGACAUAGAACAAGGCCAGACUGGGGCAUUCUGCCGUCUUUACAGCCAUGCGGCAUGCAUGCUGGCCCCCACAGCCACGCCUUUCUCGGCGCUAGCGGGCUCCCGCGAUUCGCGGUGCUGCUGGACGGCGCGGGCGAGCUGCUCAUGCCGGAAAGAGGUCGCAGCCAGCCUGCCACGUGUCAUGCAUACGGUUCCAUGGCGGCUUCUGGGCCAGCACCAGCCUGCCUUGGACUCCCCCUAAUAAGCCCUCGCCGUCCACGCGGCCAGACCUCCACGAGAUACCGCGUCUGCUUCUUGAGCGCGGAUUUGAGCGCGGCCCCCGAGUGUUUGGGACGCACUCCGCACCGUGACACGAGUAGUACCGUGACGCAAGCCGCACCGUGACGCAAGCCGCGGCGUACUGUGCUACAAGCAACGCAGCGGCUCUCCAAGAGGCUUUGAGCCAUGGCUGGUGCCGACAAGAGGCGUCGAUGUCCGCUGGACGCGGCAUGUGUGCUUGCGACCGACAGAUGGACCGACCCCAGACCCCAGGCGUCCGCACCGCCACCGUCGACCGACCCUCCUUCCCCAGACCCCAGGGUUCAAACCAGCAGUUGCCGGCUAUCCGCAGCGAGGUGACUCUUGAGUCGAUUCAGAAGCCAGAGCUAGUAUCUGCGUCAGUGCGCUACUGUCGUCGCUGGCGCGCACGCCAGGACAGUCACGGUGGGCAAGGGCUGGUUCAGCCCGUGGUCUUACGGCGUCGCUUCCUGGAAGCCUCCCACCGUGAAGACAGGGGACGUUCUUUUGUUCCGCUGGCGCUUUGCCGCGCAUGAUGUGUGGCGCCUCAAGGACCUGCCUGCGUACAACAACUGCACCUUUGUGGGCGGCAAGAAGCUCACUGCCAUCCGCACGUCCUACAGCUAUAGGUUCAAGGUGCCUCUGUCAGCAGCGGGCAGAACGCUAUUUUUCGCCUGCAGCGUGCCGUCGCACUGCAGUGUGUUCCGAAUGAAGACCAAGAUCUCCAUCUCGCUCUAAAGUGUCUUUCCAGACGCCUUAGGAGUCGUCUGCAGCUCUCUUUGCAGCGCGUUCAGAAUGAAGAGCCAGAUCCAGGUCUCGCUCUAAAGUGCCUUGACAGGCGCCUCAGGAGUCGCCUGCAGUGGGCCAGUGCGGCGUUGAUGAAGACCCCAAAAUCACCGUCUCGCCCUAGAAGACUGCACCCCGUCACAGAACCUGCACUGUCUCCUCCUGGCGCCUGCAGUGUUUCCUCGGCUGCAGAGUGCCAUGCCGUCCCACUGCAGCACAGUCAGAAUAAAGGCCAAGUUUCCAUCUUGCCCUGCACUCACUCUAUGCAACUCCUUUCGCUCCUUUUGCUUUUACCCGUGUCGCUACGUUCCUUUGUAUGGCUCCUUGGCCUUCCUCUCUCCACUCCACUCCUCCGCGGCCUUUGAAGGCUGAGCAGUGAGCACCGUUCGUGUGGGCCUGGUUUACCACGAUCCACGGCCUCACACUUGGCUUUCUCCCUAUCUGUUGACAUCUUACUUCAUUUCCCAGAUCGUUUGCCCCUUCACUUCUGAGCAGUUGGAUGGCAUCUUUCUAAAAUGUAGUGCUAGCCUCUUGCUGUACAAACCUGCAAACACAUGUAAUACUGUAUACCCCUUUACUGC
Closterium sp. NIES-67 is the source of this 2419-nucleotide messenger RNA. The record is from the annotation of a GenBank genome assembly. Lineage: Eukaryota; Viridiplantae; Streptophyta; Zygnematophyceae; Desmidiales; Closteriaceae.